Messenger RNA from Myxocyprinus asiaticus (Chinese sucker), 4648 nucleotides. RefSeq names its product peroxisome biogenesis factor 1-like. The record is from RefSeq and is a predicted model, not a curated record. Gene Ontology annotation, molecular function: ATP hydrolysis activity; ATP binding. The coding region runs from base 298 to 4071 and encodes 1257 amino acids. Lineage: Eukaryota; Metazoa; Chordata; Actinopteri; Cypriniformes; Catostomidae. Gene Ontology annotation, cellular component: peroxisome; peroxisomal membrane; cytosol. The transcript is spliced from 24 exons. Gene Ontology annotation, biological process: protein import into peroxisome matrix.
GGCAGUACAACACGUUUUGAACCGUUGACAUUCUUUUUAACUUAACACUGCGUAUAAAAACACGUCGCUCCUGCACGAGAGGCUGUUUACUCGAAAAACAGCGCUGACGGACGCCAUAACGUGUUCCAUGUGAACGGCCCCAAACAGCGCUUGUGAUCGAUGUAUGCAUGUACUUAUAAUGUCUGGCUUGCUGUUCGUGUUGACGGAUCUAGCAUGCUGGCUCUGGCUCUACAGCUCAUUAAUUCAAAUACACUAUAAUUGUGUCGGAGGUGCGAGGUUACAGUAGCCUCGCAGGCAAUGUUGGGCAGCCAGGGAAUUCAACCUGUCACGCUAGUCUUCAAUAAUUCCAAAAACUGCUUUCUUCACCUGUCAUCAAACUUCGCGUCUCAGUUGUGUCUUAAUGAGAACCAGAUCGUGGAGCUGUCGUGGGGUGUUUCUGCACCCGUGUUCCUCAGCUGGAUCAGGUCCAGACAGUCUUCAGGUCCAGAAGAUAGAGCUGAGGUCAGCAGGCAGCUGGCAGAGAAACUUGGAAUCAAAGAGGGAGAGCAGGGGUUCUUGCGGCCAUGUCAUCAGGUGCAGUCAGUGCAGCAGGUGUUUGUAGAGCCUCUGUCUACAGAUGACUGGGACAUCCUGGAGCUUCACAGCAUGGCACUGGAACAGCGACUUUUGGACCAGAUCCGAGUUGUCUUUAGUGGGGGGGUGUUUCCUGUGUGGGUGGACCAACAUACUGUCAUCUUUAUCAGGAUAGCAUCCCUCUCUCCAUCUGUCUCAUAUGGUCGACUGGAGCAGUUCACAGAGCUUGUUGUCUCCCCAAAACUACAUCCUGGAGGUGAACAACUACUCCAAACUCUUCCAGUAGAGCCAAGCCAACGUUUACAAAAACAACAGAAAGUUGAUCUCACGCCACCCUCCAACUCCAAAGCUUCCAUAGCCUCAAAUGUCCAUCAUGAGAACCUCAGUAAUAAUCAGAACAUUAGCCAAAAUCAGAAUGAAGGCCAAUGGGGAGGUAUAGCUGAUCUGAAAAGCCUGGUUAGAUACCUGCUUACAAGAGGAACUGAGCCUGCAGAGGAAAACAUUGCAGUUCCUGCCAUUCCCAUCAUUCUGAAAGACUGUAUCCUCCGAACAUGUGGAGGCCCUCCUAGGUGUGUCAGCCAUCUUGGACCAUGCCAUGGAGAUGUGCAUAUACUGCCAUGGAACCUGCAAGAACAUGACAAAUGGAGUCCAGGGCAAUCAGCCCUGACAUAUGGGAGACUUUCAAAGAUUCUAUCUCCUAAAGAAGUCAAACAGAGUGUCAAGCAGGCCAUGGAAAAAAAGAAAGUCAGAGACGGACCUCACAAAGAGAAAGACGCAGAGGAAUGCAAGAAGAACGCUGUUGUGGUUAGGAUGAUUUGUCAUAACGUAGAGAAGCUGCAGGAAGCACAGAGAUUCAAUAGAAGUGAAGAAAUUUACUCUGGGAAGGUUUGGAUCCCAAAAGUGUUGCAGAAGCGAUUGAGUAUAGACCCUCACUCGGCUGUGAGAAUUCAGCCUUUGAAAUCAACGCCCAGGGUAGCAGAAGCAGUCAUGCUUCAACCAUUACAACCACUGGAAGAGAGUGAGAGAGAGGACGAGGUUCAAGCUGUGUUUCUAGAUUGGGUUCACGCUCAGAGCCAUCAGCCGUUAACCUGUCUGACUGCGCGCUCCAACGUCAUUCACUUACCCUGUGCUGAAGGAAAGUUUGAGUUUGCAUUGAGUGUGUUGAAACCAGAGCAGCAGAAAGAAGAUGAGAUGUUCUUUCUAUCAGCCAGUUUACUAAAGAAAACAGACGUGCAGGUGCUCAGGGAGCCACAAAAUUCGGACCACAUGGGCUCUGCAAACUCAGAUUAUGACCCCUGUCUUGGCUUUCCUUCCCUCAGCUCUCUUGGUGGGGUAGAGGACAUCAGCAGGUCUGCUUUUCAACACAUCUCUCAUGCUCUAAUGGAAGGUCCUCUCUCUCAUGACCUGGUCUCUACAGGACGUGGACUCAUCGGUGGAGCUCUGCUCAUCACAGGAGCCAAGGGCAGUGGGAAGACGUCGCUCUCCAGAGCACUGUGUCGAAAGGCCAGUGAAGAGCUGGAUGCCCACGUGCAAGUGAUAGACUGUAAGACACUGAGAGGCAAGAGAGCUGACACAAUCAGGCAAAGGCUGGAGGAGGUUUUUGAGCAGGCAGUUUGGAGACAGCCCUCAGUGGUGCUUCUGGAUGAUCUGGAUCAUGUGACCGGUGCUGCAGCCUCACCUGAGCAUGAGCAUGGACCGGAGGCAAUACUGCGGCAGCACAUUGCACAGAGUCUGAGGGAUUUGGUGGAUGAGAUGGUGGUACGUUCCAGUUUUAUUGCUUUGGUGGUCACAGCACACAGUGAACAUUCCCUACAUCAGACCCUCACUGAGGUGCAAGGAUCACACUUCUUCCAAAGCUUCAGCAAGAUCCAAACACCCAAUCAGACUCAAAGGGUUGAGAUUCUGAGGUCCCUGAUACACAAAAGGAAUCUUCGGGACUGUCGAACUACUCUUGAUCUGGACAGUGUUGCCAAGGAAACAGAAGGUUACAUGCCACAAGACCUGAAUCUGCUGCUUGAGAGAGCUGUCCAUGCCAACACUGUACGCAGCAGAAGCAAUGGCAACUCUGAAGAUUUGAGCUAUAAGGACUUCAAACAGGCUCUUCAUGACUUCACCCCACCUUCACUUUGGGGGGCUCAGUUGCAGGCCCCAAGCGGGGUGGGCAUGGAGAGAAUUGGGGGGCUUCACCAGGCACGUCAGCUUCUGAUGGACAUCAUACUGCUGCCAACUAUGUACCCCCUACUUUUCUCCAGUUUGCCGAUGCGUCAGUGCUCUGGUGUGUUGCUCUAUGGAGCUCCCGGCACAGGCAAGACUCUACUAGCUGGAGCUAUCGCCAAGGAGAGCGGCAUGAACUUUAUUAGCAUCAAGGGCCCUGAGCUCCUCAGCAAGUAUAUUGGUGCCAGUGAGCAGGCAGUUAGAGAUGUGUUUCAGAGGGCUCAAGCAGCUAAGCCUUGCAUUCUGUUCUUUGAUGAGUUUGACUCAUUGGCCCCUCGGAGAGGUCACGACAACACAGGAGUCACUGACCGUGUGGUGAACCAGCUGCUCACACAGCUGGAUGGAGUAGAGGGACUGACAGGGGUGUAUGUGUUGGCUGCCACCAGUCGUCCCGACCUAAUAGACCCUGCUCUUUUGAGACCCGGGCGACUGGACAAGUCUCUCUACUGCCCUCCUCCAGAUCAGGAGGCACGUCUGGAGAUUCUGAGGACUCUGACUCGCUCUGUGCCACUGGCUGCAGAUGUGGACUUGGAGCAGAUUGCUGUAGCAACAGAGAUGUUCACUGGAGCCGACCUGAAGGCCCUUCUCUAUAACGCCCAGCUCGAGGCAAUACACAGCACCCUGGGGCCCAACCUUCUGCAUGAUCUGGGCUCAGGGUCAGACAGUGAUGUCAGCCUCUCCUCCCUGAUCUUUCUGAACCACAGCAGCGGGUCAGAUGAUUCUAAUGGAGAGGGGGAUGCAGGGCUGGAAAACUCUUUGGUUCUGCUGGACCCCAGUGAGUUCCCACCUGAGGACCCACGUCACAACAUCUGGCGCCUUUACUUCGGGAGCUCUUUUGAGUCUGAACUGGACAACCAUUCACUAUCUGAACUGAAUUCUCAGUGCCUGUCUGGCCCCAACUCUACUGCUCCUGAUCUGACAGGGGCAUCAGUGAGGGACUCAGGGUCUUGUCAUGCCCCUGUCCUCAUGUCCUGUCUGCAGGAAGGCUUUCAGGAACUGACCCAUGAGCAGUCAGAACGCCUCCGAGCAGAGGUCAAUGCUGUAAAGAAUAGCUACCGCAAAAACAUGGAUGACUCUUCUCUGGUGCAGAUAUGUCCCAGUAAGUCUGGCUCUCUCAUAUGUCAAGCUCACCUGACCGCAGCUCUGGCUAACACUAGAGCAUCUGUCAGUAGAGAAGACUGGAGGAGAUGCACUGAACUAUAUGAGUCUUUCGGAGCCUCAAGGGAAGCAAGGUCUUGGAGCACUGCUUCACUGAAAGCAGGUCAGCGGGUGACCUUGGCUUAAUGAGAGCCUCACAUACAUUUAUACAGCUCAGGGCAUUAGACAGUGAAUUUUGGUGGCUAGAGGAUAGUCUGUGUGUGAUUGGUGUAAAAAAAAAAAAUCAAUUUGUAUCACACAUUACUUUCAUUUUUGCCUUAAGUGCAAAUGCAGACUUAUGAUUAACUCAUUAACUCACUUUAUUUGAAUUCAGUAGCACUGAAAAAGUAAUUUAAAUAUACAAAUAUUAAUUUUUUUUUUUUUUUGCUAAGGUGUUCUAGGAAAGAACAAAUGUAUAUGUGAGAAAUGUGUAAUUAAUUAACUUUUUAAUUAAUGACAAUUUUCUAGGAAUUCUGAUGUUUAUGUUAAAUUGCUACAUUAGACAGAUAUUGGGUUUUCAGAUGUGAUUUUGGCUGGGGUAGAUCAAGAAUAUACAGUUCAAUCAAGAGAUGUUAUUGAAUUAAAUUAACACCAUUUACUCAAAUUUCACCAAAAUAAAAAAUAAAAGAAAUGAGGGUGGGAACACUUCUGUUAAUUGGUCUAUGAGGACAUCACAUAUGUUCAAAGUAAAUGCCAUAAAAGAGUACAUAAUGUACUGUACAGU